Theileria parva strain Muguga is the source of this 936-nucleotide messenger RNA. RefSeq lists its product as uncharacterized. Bases 161 to 895 code for a protein of 244 amino acids. NCBI's taxonomy places the organism in Eukaryota, Apicomplexa, Aconoidasida, Piroplasmida, Theileriidae. The transcript is spliced from 5 exons. The record is from RefSeq and is a predicted model, not a curated record.
AUUCACUAUACUUUUUACAAUAUCUUUAUUUUGCUAUUGUUCACCACUUUUAAAAUAUAUUCUACAUUAUAUCUUUAUAAUAUAUUUUUAUGUUUGUAAAAUUUUAUAUUUCUGGAGUUUUAAGUGGAAAUAUGAUAUUAUUUAAUGGAAUCUUAAGAGAAUGAUAAUUCUGAGGAAUGUAACAUAUUGUAUCAUUUUAUCGCUAAUUAAACAUGUUUUCUGUACUCCGUUGACUAAUUUAACUACGGAAUACUCUAAUAUGAGUAAUCGGAUCAACUCAACCUUUCCCAAAUAUAUUCCUAACAAUUCAGAUGUCGAAACUUGUAUUUUGAAUAAUUGGUGGGAUUUGGCGAGGAAAAUUGUACUUUUAUCUCAUGAACAAGAUAUUGAUUUGUCAUCUUCUGUGCGUUCAUCUGUUGAAACUGUUCAAAGAAACUCAAAAGAGCUUUUAGAUUUACUCAGUAAACAUUACAACGAACUUGACGUUGUUAACGCCGCCCUUCAAUGGGCUGAAUCACCAAAUGAAGUCUUUCUAAGCAUUAAAUUUUCUGCCAGAUGGAGUAGCCCAGGGGCAUUACAAGUGGAGGAUGAAGUAUUGAAUGUGGAUGAGGAUAAACUGGAGUAUAGUGGGAUUGGAACGCAUUCGGGGAAGAGGAAGAAAUAUCAAGUGAAUUUACACUUGUUUAACAGAGUUGUUGGUGCCGAGACUAAGGUUACUCCUGUUUCCAUGGGUCGUUUCUCGAUAACUCUGAAAAAGGAGAUUCCUGAGGUCUGGAACACCCUGAAUAAGAUGAACGAAAAGGUUCCAAAUCACCAGAUUUGGUGGGAGAUGAAGGAAAAGUACCAGGACGAAUGCGAUAAAUUUCUAAAGGAAAAUACCAAACAAGAGCUGUAACCUAUUAAUUUUAAACUAGUACAUUAAUUUACAAAAUUUAA